CUACCCACCUUUUACCAUUUUGACGACUCACUCGUCUCACACACUGCCUUAUAAGGUCUGCCUUCCUUCUUCCUUCUUUGUUUUUGUUGCUCACCAUCUCUCUCUGUCUUCUGCUCCAACCACAACUAGCUAUGGCUGCUACGGGUGAAACGGUGAUGGUCGAUGAAAUCUCUUAUCCUUCCAAGAUCACUACUGCCAAGCCCCUUUCUCUGCUCGGUCACGGGAUCACGGACAUGGAGAUUCAUUUCCUCCAAGUGAAGUUCUACUCGAUCGGAGUUUAUUUCGAGCCGGACAUAGUGAAUCACUUGCAGCAAUGGAAAGGUAAACCCGCAAAGGAGCUGGAAGACAGCGAUGAUUUCUUCGCCUGUCUCAUCUCUGCCCCGGUGGAGAAAUUUAUCAGAAUAGUGGUGAUCAAGGAGAUCAAGGGUUCUCAGUAUGGAACACAGAUAGAGACGGCGGUGAGGGAUCGAUUGGCAGCAGAGGACAAGUAUGAGGAGGAGGAGGAGGAAGCUCUGGAAAAAGUCGUCGAGUUUUUUCAGUCCAAAUACUUCAAGAAACACUCUGUCAUCACCUAUUAUUUCCCAGCAAAUUCUCCAACAGCUGAGAUCGUGGUGUCGUUGGAGGGGAAGGAAGACUCCAAGUUUGUGGUAGAGAAUGCCAAUGUGGUGGAUGCGAUCAAGAGGUGGUACCUGGGUGGCUCGAGCGCUGUGUCCCCGUCAACCACCACAUCUUUGGCCACCACUUUUUCAGCCGAGUUGUCCAAGUGAACUCCCGAUUUGUGCUGCGAGAUGUACUCAAUGACCCUUUCCCCGCCAUUUCUGUCCUUCUAUGCCCUUUCCCCCUGCAAUUCUGAAUAAUGUUAAUCUUAUGACACUUCGAUGAGUUUUGUUCGCUUCUUGAAUGGUUGGUAAAGCAUGAUAGUAUUUUAUGCAGUUGCCAUGACAAACCCUUGCUUAGGUCUGUGUGAGUUUCAAUUCUAUCACCUACCACGUUGUUCUGCAAACACAUAUAUCCGUCUUCAUAAAUAUACUACUUGCACCGUUUUAUUGUCUCA
This is a messenger RNA of Prosopis cineraria, 1054 nucleotides long. RefSeq names its product chalcone isomerase-like protein 2. Gene Ontology annotation, molecular function: intramolecular lyase activity. The transcript has 5 exons. NCBI's taxonomy places the organism in Eukaryota, Viridiplantae, Streptophyta, Magnoliopsida, Fabales, Fabaceae. The record is from RefSeq and is a predicted model, not a curated record. The coding region runs from base 132 to 767 and encodes 211 amino acids.